This is a messenger RNA of Aureobasidium subglaciale EXF-2481, 1150 nucleotides long. RefSeq lists its product as uncharacterized. Lineage: Eukaryota; Fungi; Ascomycota; Dothideomycetes; Dothideales; Saccotheciaceae. The record is from RefSeq and is a predicted model, not a curated record. The transcript has a single exon. Bases 116 to 760 code for a protein of 214 amino acids.
UGUCAACACAGGCCGAUCCACUUUGGCGAGAUCGUAUAUCAGUAGGUCAUUUCGCAGCUUAAUUAUUUGCGCUCCGAGUUCACUAUUGAGAAGACCCUCGCAUUCAAUCAUCAUCAUGAGGCAAGUUGCCCUUUUCGCGCUUGGUUUACUUGCUACUUUGGUAGUUGCUCCUCCACCACCGGUCAACUUUGAGUGCCACAAGAAGAACAGCGCCAAGUUCGAACUUUCCAAACAGGAAAAUCUGGCCUCGCACAGGCGCGACGAAGACUCAACAACUAUCGCGAAACUGUUUGGAUCUGAGCAGGCUGAGCUUGAUUCCAGUGUCUACGACGUCGAAUACGAUGACAUGGUGCUCGAUGAGGCCAGUAUCAACGAGGCCAAUAACAACAACAUCGACUCUGGAGAGGCCGGUUCGGAUGACGAUGGUGAGGACAAGAAUGACAAAGUCGAAAACUACGAGGAUGAGAACUACAUGGUUACCGAUGAGCCUUUUGACCACGACGUAGACUAUGUCGAAGCCAACAUUGAUGAGUCAAGCAUUACCGAACCCAACAUCAAUGACAUUGACGACGCCGAAACGUUCGAUACUCUUCCUGACGGCAUCGACAUUGAAACUUCAUCAAACUUUGUCAAUCUAGACAAGAGGUGGAAGUAUCACUGCGAGAAUGGCAUGGAGAGCUGCCUGAAGGAUUGCCAUCUGAAGGCGUACGUAAUCCUCGCACUCGUAGAUUUCUCCAUCAUUGAACAAAAGAGCGGCUGACAUGUCAUGACAGAUUUGUCAUGAUACCUCCACUCAUACCUUGGAGAUGGAUCAAGUGCAGGAGUAAGUGUGAUGAAGCGUGCUCCAAAGUCGAUGAAAAAGACAAAAAGGAUGAUAAGUCGAAAGACGAGCAUGACUCGGACGAUGAGCAUGAGCCAAAUGGUAAGGAACACGACGAAGACAAGACCGAAAAGAAGGACAAAAAGGAUAAAGAUGAAGAAAAUGACAAUUCUGACGAUGACGACGACGUCGAAACUCCCUCUGGACUUGUUACUCUGAACAAGAGAAUCGACUGCGAAAAAGGCUAUGACAAAUGCAUGAAGAGUUGUCGUGCAUGGGCGUACGUAUCCUUAAAGACGCAAUAUCCUCUGUUCCCGACAGAUUGUAGCU